AUGCAGAGAUAAUUAAGAAAUAAACAAAUAGGUAUAGUCACCAAAGUUGCGAUAGCCGUGCAUACUUUCCUUCUAUUGAUAUUGGUUGUAUCUGUUUGUUUGAAAUGGAAUGAGGAAUUUUUAAUGUCAAUUUUAUUUGGUUAAGCUGCUUGGUAAUAAUUUGUUAUAGAGACCAUUCAUCUUAGAUUGAAUAGAUUUAAUUACUUAGAAGAAUAAGAAUAAAUAAGAAAGAGAUUUGGACUUUCGACCUAAAAACACUAAGAAUCUUCUUUAUGGUAUUAUAGAAGAAAACUCUUAUUGCCAUUAAUUGUUAUGGUUCUUUUUUUCUUUACCAAUUAAACCUAUGAGGAUUUUCAAUAUUGCUUUAUUUCUGUACAAGGACUCUUAUAAAUUUACUAAGGUUCUACUAUCCUUAUUGUUGGAAUAAAAUAGCAUUUUGAAAAGAAUAAAGAUUAUUAUGGUGAUUUAGAAAGCGAGGGGUUAAUAAUGAAAAGGAAUCUGAUGUUAAGAAGAUCAGAAGUCAGAGCAUAAAAGUUAAAAACAUUGCUCAAUCUCCUAAAGAAAUUGUACAUUACAAUAAACACAAUUUAUUUUUCUAUAAGUGUGCUAUAUGAAUUCUACGCCAUCUUCAAUAAUAUACCCCCUUUCGAUUUACUCUAAUUUAUUUUUAAUUUUUAUUAAAUACCAGUUCCAAUAUAUGCAUUAGUAAUAUGUUAAUUGCAUAUACUUUUGGUGAUUCUUUAUUUUGGAAAUUCAAUAAUUCAAAAGAAGGCGAAUAGAGUUAAACGACUCUAUGAGCAUGUAACAAAGGAACAGGAAAAAUUAUAAGUGGAAGGAGGAAAAUAUCUAAGUGCCUUGACCUAUUUAUCACUUACUAUUAUUAUAUUCUUAUAUUAUAAUAGUAUGACAGGAAUCAUUUAAAUUAGUUCGGUUUGA
Messenger RNA from Paramecium tetraurelia, 936 nucleotides. RefSeq lists its product as uncharacterized. NCBI's taxonomy places the organism in Eukaryota, Ciliophora, Oligohymenophorea, Peniculida, Parameciidae. The transcript has 3 exons. The record is from RefSeq and is a predicted model, not a curated record.